Molecule: messenger RNA, 3679 nt
Organism: Ctenopharyngodon idella (grass carp)
Lineage: Eukaryota; Metazoa; Chordata; Actinopteri; Cypriniformes; Xenocyprididae
Exons: 2
Coding region: 1-2532 (843 amino acids)
Molecular function (GO): nucleic acid binding
Source: RefSeq, a predicted model, not a curated record
AUGAGCGUCGAAGCUGGAGAGGAGGUCUCGCCAUCCUCAUCUCCAGCAUAUGAGGAGCUGUUGGAGAUUCACCUCUGUCUCCCCUGGGCCUCUUCGGCGAUUCUGUCACCUCGGUCGUCGAGAGGUUCCAGGAGGCCAAAAAACAGUCAGCGGCCUUUCAAAAGUUCCUCCCUCGCCGCUCUCUCCCUGCCGAGGCUGCUGAGCGGGAGCAGCCUCGGCCAUCUACCAGCUCCUCAUCUGCGCAUAGAGCGCAGCAAAAACAAAGUGUCGCCACCCGUGCUUCCCCGCAAAGAUCUUGGGGACCGGGGCGGGCGACGCAGUCGAAGCCUUCCAAGGGUAAGACAGAUCUGCGGACUGUCAUUAUCUCUAGGAAGGCUUCGAAGAAGUCCUGACGCCAGGCGCACAGGACUUCUGAGGGCAGCCCCCUCCGAAGAGGGUCCUGUAUUAAGAUCUAUAAAGUUAACCCCUCUUCGGUGCCCUCAAGGGGCCGUUCUGCCAACCCUGCCACCUUGUGUGCUUCAGGGCGCAGCGGUCCCCACCGACCCUCCGAGGAGGGUCGGCCAGCGUCUGAUUCGGCUGUUCUCUGCCGGUGCGCCGCUUCAGGGCGCCGAAUCAGAUGCUCAAAUAACACCAGAGGCCAGCCUCGAGAGGCUGGUUCCCUUAGUAGAAUUUCUAGAAGAAUGGAAACGUCUUCCCAAUAUUUCUCGAUGGGUGCUGCUCACAAUAGAAAAGGGUUACAAAAUACAGUUCGGGUUUCGCCCGCCUCAGUUCAAAGGGGUCCUUCCUACAGUGGUGGGUCGCGAGCAGUCUCUGGUUAUGGAACAAGAAGUUAUGACACUCUUGCAAAAAGGAGCUAUAGAAAGGGUUCCUCCUCCCAGCAAGCAGUCAGGGUUUUACAGCCGUUACUUCAUCGUUCCGAAGAAGGAUGGAGGGUUGCGUCCUAUUCUAGAUUUGCGCAUGUUAAAUCGUUCAGUGCAAAAGCUCAAGUUCAAGAUGCUUACACUCAAACAGAUCACUACACAGAUCAGGUCCGAGGACUGGUUUGUGACAAUAGAUCUGAAAGACGCUUACUUUCAUGUGUCAAUCCAUCCUUCGCAUUGGAAGUUCCUCAGGUUUGCUUUCGGGGGCGAAGCUUACCAAUACAAGGUUCUUCCGUUCGGCCUGUCUCUUUCACCCCGCACCUUCACGAAGUGCGUGGAUGCAGCUCUGGCUCCCCUGAGACUCCAGGGCAUCCGCGUACUAAAUUAUAUCGACGAUUGGUUGAUUCUAGCUCAGUCAGAGCAACAAGCAGUUCAACAUCGAGAUGUAGUUCUGUCACAAAUGAGAAGGUUAGGGCUGAGACUCAAUGCCAAGAAGAGCGUACUUCUUCCAGCACAAACUUCCAAUUAUCUAGGAGUAGUCUGGGAUUCCACCACGAUGCAGGCACGUCUGUCUCCUGCUCGGGUGAAUGCCAUUCUCUCAGCCGUGAAAGGGGUGAAAUUAGGCCAGUCACUCACUGUGAAACAGUUUCAGAGACUGUUGGGUCUGAUGGCAGCUGCGUCCAGCGUGAUACCUUUUGGCCUGCUGCACAUGAGACCCCUACAGUGGUGGCUCAGGACCAAGGGGUUUUCUCCGAGGGGAAACCCUUUCCGCAUGAUCAAGGUCACGCGGCGAUGCCUUCGUGCCUUAGUUAUGUGGAAGAAGCCUUGGUUCUUGUCCCAGGGACCUGUGCUGGGAGCUCCUUGUCGUCGCGUAAUGCUAACGACGGAUGCGUCUCUCACGGGCUGGGGGGCGAUCAUGAGUGGUCGCUCGGCUCAGGGUCUUUGGGAGGACCAUCAUCGUUCCUGGCACAUAAAUCGGCUGGAAAUGAUGGCGGUAUUUCGAGCACUCAAAUACUUCCUCCCAGACCUUUGGGGCCACCAUGUGUUAGUUCGCACAGACAACAUGUCGGUGGUUUCCUACAUCAACCAUCAGGGGGGUCUGAGGUCUCGCCAGCUGUGCAAGUUAUCCCAUCAGAUCCUCCUGUGGUCCCAGGGGAAGCUUCUCUCUUUGAGAGCAGCUUAUAUCCCAGGGCAUCAAAAUGUGGGGGCAGACAUCCUGUCGAGACAGGGGCCGAGGCCCGGGGAGUGGAGACUCCACCCCGAGGUGGUGGAGCUCGUUUGGAAAAAAUUCGGUCGUGCAGAAGUCGAUCUGUUUGCCUCGAAAGAGACCUCUCAUUGCCCGUUGUGGUAUUCCCUGACCCAUCCAGCCCCGCUGGGGUUGGAUGCCAUGGUACAGGCGUGGCCGAGGCUGCGUCUGUACGCAUUUCCCCCGAUUGCUCUGCUCCCAGGAGUUCUGGAGAGGGUUCGCCGGGACGGGGUCCGUCUCAUAUUAAUAGCCCCGUUCUGGCCGACCCGGAUAUGGUUCUCGGAUCUAGUGUCCCUAUUAGAGAGCUCCCCCAUGGAGAUUCCAAUCAGGCAGGAUCUCCUGUCUCAGGCGGGCGGCACAAUAAUUCACCCCCGCCCGGAGUUGUGGAAACUGUGGGCUUGGCCUCUGAGGGGGCCGAGCUCAUAGAAUCCGGUCUCUCAACUGAGGUUGUGGAGACCAUACUCCACUCCAGAGCUCCGUCCACGAGAAAACUUUAUGCAUAUAAGUGGAAGCUGUUUGCUACUUGGUGUAGCCGAUCUCAGGUGGACCCGUUCCACUCAUCCAUCAGUCAUGUACUGCAAUUUCUCCAAGAGAAAUUCUCGGAUGGCCUAUCCCCUUCUACAUUGAAGGUAUAUAUUGCAGCUAUUUCCGCCUAUCAUGCACCUUUGGGGGGCAUUUCUGUGGGAAAGAACCCCCUAGUCAUACGUUUUCUCCGUGGUACCCAGAGGCUGAGGCCUGCUGUGCGUACAAGAACUCCGUCCUGGGACUUGGCUAUUGUAUUGGAAGGGUUGGCUGCGGCUCCCUUUGAACCUUUAGAGGAAGUAUCUGAAAAGUUCCUCACUCUGAAAACUAUAUUUCUGUUGGCUAUAUCAUCUCUCAAAAGAAUUGGAGAUCUACAAGCACUUUCUGUUGCUCCUUCAUGCUUGGAAUUUGCGCCUGGAAUGGUCAAGGCUUUCCUGCAUCAUAGACCGGGGUAUAUACCCAAGGUCCCCACCAAUGUCCCGGGGCCCAUUGUUCUGCAGGCCUUUUGUCCUCCACCCUUUUCAGAUGCGGAUCAGGAGAAACUAAAUCUGCUAUGCCCGGUGAGGGCUUUAGACACUUAUGUCCACAGAGCUGCCCUGUGGCGCAAGACCGAUCAGUUGUUUGUCUGUUACGGGUCCCCUAAGAAAGGGGGCCCAGCGUCUAAGCAGAGAAUGAGCAAGUGGGUGGUCGAGGCCAUCUCUCUUGCCUAUGAAUCGUCCGGACAGCCUUCACCUUUGGCUGUCCGGGCACACUCCACCAGAGGUAUGGCUGCUUCAAAAGCUUUGUUCUCGGGAGUUCCCAUCAGCGAGAUCUGUGAUGCGGCUGGGUGGUCAUCUCAGCACACCUUUAUUAGGUUUUACAACCUUCAUUUGGGCUCCACUCCGGGGUCCGCGGUGCUCUCGUCCCAAAGUUAACAGGACAGGCACUUGGUCCUAUGGCCUAGUUGGGAUAGGGUUCCCAAUGCGAUUCAACGCAGCGUCGAUGUUCCCAUGAAAGGGAACGUCUCGGGUUACAUCUGUAACCCUGGUUCCCUGAAUAGGGAACGAGACGC